This is a messenger RNA of Coffea eugenioides, 2467 nucleotides long. RefSeq names its product methylcrotonoyl-CoA carboxylase subunit alpha, mitochondrial. The transcript has 16 exons. Gene Ontology annotation, molecular function: methylcrotonoyl-CoA carboxylase activity; metal ion binding; ATP binding. The coding region runs from base 24 to 2228 and encodes 734 amino acids. Gene Ontology annotation, cellular component: mitochondrion. Lineage: Eukaryota; Viridiplantae; Streptophyta; Magnoliopsida; Gentianales; Rubiaceae. The record is from RefSeq and is a predicted model, not a curated record.
ACACUUGCGGUCCGCUCCGAUCGAUGUCGUCGGCUAUGGCAUGCAUAUUCCGGCGAAGUGUUCGCCGUAGCCCGACCUAUCUUCGAUGUAAAUGUUUGUCAACGACUCCCUCGCCGGGCGUAAAGAAUCAGAAGAAUGAAAGAAUAGAGAAGAUACUGAUAGCCAACAGGGGAGAAAUCGCAUGUCGAAUUAUGAGAACUGCCAAACGAUUGGGGAUUCAAACCGUUGCCGUUUAUAGCGACGCCGAUGAGCACAGUUUGCACGUCAAGUCCGCCGACGAAGCCGUGCGUAUAGGUCCCCCUCCCCCUCGGCUCAGCUACUUAGAGGCGUCCGCCAUUAUCGAAGCUGCAAACAAAACUGGCGCUCAGGCUAUCCACCCAGGUUAUGGUUUCUUAUCAGAAAGUGCUGCAUUUGCUCAACUUUGCGAAGAUAAAGGUUUAAUUUUUAUUGGACCUCCUGCAUCUGCAAUUCGAGACAUGGGGGAUAAAAGUGCUUCAAAGAGAAUUAUGGGCGCAGCUGGUGUCCCACUUGUGCCUGGAUAUCAUGGUCAAGAGCAAGAUAUUGAGCUUAUGAAGUUAGAAGCUGAGAAGAUUGGUUAUCCUGUCCUCAUCAAACCAACACAUGGUGGUGGAGGAAAGGGUAUGAGGAUUGUACAGAAUCCUAGUGAAUUUGUUGACUCAUUCCUGGGAGCACAACGUGAAGCUGCAGCAUCAUUUGGCGUAGAUACUAUCUUGCUUGAAAAAUACAUCACAAAGCCAAGACAUAUAGAAGUCCAGGUUUUUGGAGAUAAACUGGGUAAUAUUAUUUAUCUCUAUGAGAGAGAUUGCAGUGUGCAGAGAAGACACCAAAAAAUUAUUGAAGAAGCUCCUGCACCAAACAUUAACAGCGACUUUCGCAACCACUUGGGCCAAGCAGCUGUUGCCGCAGCCAAGGCAGUUAAUUAUCACAAUGCAGGAACAGUUGAGUUUAUUGUUGAUACUCUUUCAGGACAAUUUUACUUCAUGGAGAUGAAUACCCGUCUUCAGGUGGAGCAUCCUGUUACAGAGAUGGUUGUCAACCAAGAUCUUGUUGAAUGGCAAAUACGUGUUUCAAAUGGAGAACCUCUGCCAAUUAGCCAGUUACAAGUUCCCUUGUCAGGCCAUGCUUUUGAAGCCCGUAUAUAUGCUGAAAAUGUUCCAAAAGGAUUUCUUCCUGCAACUGGUAUUCUUCAUCAUUAUCGGCCUGUUCAAGUUUCUCCAGAAGUUCGAGUUGAAACUGGAGUCGCGCAAGGGGAUAUGGUGAGCAUGCAUUAUGAUCCCAUGAUUGCAAAACUUGUUGUGUGGGGUGAAGAUCGUUCUACUGCUCUGAUCAAGAUGAAGGAUUGCUUGUCGAAGUUUCAGGUUGCAGGACUGCCAACUAAUAUCGAUUUUCUCUCAAAACUUGCAAAUCAUGACGCAUUCAGAAGUGGAGAAGUUGAAACUCAUUUUAUUGAGCGCUAUAAAGAAGAACUGUUCCUCAAUCCAAGUGAUUCAGUAUUAGCACAAGAAGCAUAUCAUUCUGCUAAACAUGCUGCAUCCAUUGUAGCUGCUUGUUUUUGCCAAAGUGAACAUGCAGCAGUAGAAAAAGGGGGACUUUCUCUAUGGUAUGCUCACCCUCCUUUUAGAAUGCACCACAAUGCCAGGCGUAUAAUGGAAAUGGAAUGGGAUCAUGAAUGCAACAAAGGAAGCAGAAAACUAUUAAAACUUUUUGUCACUUAUAAGUUAGAUGGGAAAUAUGCGAUUGAGAUGGAAGAAAACAGUUCACCUGCUCUGGAAAUUGAUGUAGAACACUUGUCCGAUCUUGAUUUUAGAGUUGAAGUUGGUGGUGUCAGCAUGAAAGUUAGUCUAGCUGUUUAUUUCAAGGAUCAGACUGAAUACAUUCACAUCUGGCAUGGUUCUUGUCAUCAUUUCUUCACAAGGAAAAUGAGGCUAGAACUCUUUGAUGAUGGUGAUAAGCAACAAAAACCAGCGCUGGAGUCGGCAUCUCAUCCUCCGGGGACUGCUGUGGCCCCAAUGGCUGGUUUAGUGGUUAAAAUUUUAGCAAAGGAGAGGGAAAAAGUUGAGGAAGGACAACCCAUAAUAGUAUUAGAAGCAAUGAAGAUGGAGCAUGUCGUUAAGGCGCCGACCUCUGGUUAUGUUAGUGGGCUUCAGUUAACUGCAGGGCAACAGGUCUUUGACGGACGCGUUCUCUUCAUUAUCAAGGAUAGUUGAUGGCACUAAGGUUGUUCUUUUAGAGAAGAGGAUAAAGCCUCGUGGAAGCAGUUUCUCAGAAGUGAAAGUGGAUUAGUUCUGAUUUCUAUUUCACUGGAAAUUACUAUAUAUUAGGUGCCUAUUCGGAAUGUAUAAACGGGAGGGCUUACGCACCUGUAUAAGGCUAUAUUGCUAUAGCAUGGCCCAUUGCACAAUUGUGAAGUACAAACAAUCAAUCAAUCAAGUGUACAUUCUGAACC